AUGUCAUUCAACUUGAAGUCAGUCAUUUCAAAAGACACAUUUCGCACUGUCACGUACGACCCAGGCUUGGACUACAAUGAAGAGAUUCAGGCGGCGGGCGGAAAGGAAGAAAGCAACUCGUGUGGAUUGGCAGAUAAACUGAGGAGGUGUUGCAAGAACAGGCCUGGCAAGAAAGGGCCCACUUAUUCGAAGGAGAGCGGUGUUCAGGGCGAACGGAACGACCAGUUGGAAGAUGAGGUUGGAGAGGUGCGAGGAGCGGAAGGAGAAAUUGGUUUGCCAGUUGAAGAAGUUGCCUGGGAAUUAGAGAUGCGUGGAGAAAGAGAAGUGGAAAAUGAAGGAGCAGCUGUCCAUGUUCAAGGAAUGGAGCGACCAAGAAAUGAAAGUUAUCUGGAAAUAAGUAUAAAACGUUUUGUAAGAGUUUUAUUGAUUGGUGAAAGGGAAAGGAAAAUGAAAGGAUUGGUGGAGUGGCAAGAUUGGAAGCAGAGGAUAGAGAGAAGUUGGGGGAGGGGCGAGGAGAAGGGAAACAGUGAGAAAAGAUUUGUGGAGUGCCAAGGAGAAGAAGGAUUAAGAGAAGAUUCAGGGAGCGUCAAAAAGAAAAAGCAGAGACUUCAGAGAAGAUUUGGAGGGAGGGCGGGCAAAGCUCGCCACGGGUCUCGGGAACGGGCGGGCGAGGCCCGCCUGGCGUCCCGGGAACGGCGGGCGAGGCCCCGCCUGGCGUCCCGGACGGGAACGGGGGGCGAGGCCCCCUGGCGUCCCGGGAACGGGCGGGCGUCCCGGGACGGGCGGGCGACGGCCCGCCAGCCGUCCCGGGACGGGCGGGCGAGCGGCCCGACCGGGUGGCGUCCCGUCGGGACGGGCGGGCGCGACGGCCCGCCAGGCGUCCCGGGACGGGGCGGGCGACGGCCUGCCAGGCGUCCCGGGACGGCGGGGGAAGCGACGGCCCGCCUGGCCGGGUCGACGGGCUGGGCGCGACGCCGUCGGGCCCGGGACGGGCUUUGGGCGACGGCCCGGGUCCUGCGUCCCGGGACGGCGGGGCACGGCCCCCCAGUCGUCCCGGGACGGGCGGGCGACGGCCCGCCGGCGUCCCGGGACGCGGGGGCGGACGGCCCGCCAAGGCGUCCCGGGACGGGCGGGGCGAACGGCCCUCCAGGCGUCCCGGGCCCGGGGCCGGGCGGGGGACGGCCCGCCUGGCUUUCCCGGACGGGGCGGGGCGCCGGCCCUCCAGCGUCCCGGGACGGGCGGGGCGAACGGCCCGCCCGGCGUCCCGACGGGCGGGGGGGGCGACGGGCCCCCGCCAGGCGUACCGGGAACGGGGCCGGUUGGCCCGACGGGCGCCAGGCUUCCCGGGACGGGCGGGGCGGACGCCCCGCCAGGCGUCCCGUGACGGGCGGGCCGACGGCCCCUUCCAGGGCGUCCCGGGACGGGCGACGGCCCGCCAGGCGUCCCGGGAGGGCGCGACGGCCCGCCAGGCGUUCCCGGGACGGGCGGGGGGGCGACGGCCCGCCUGGCGUCCCGGGCUGCGGGGGGGGCGACGGCCCCGCCCGGCUCCCCGGGACUGCGGGCGGGGCGGCGGCCCCGCCAGGCGUCCCGGGACGGGCGGGGCGACGGCCCUCCAGGCGUCCCGGGACGGGCGGGGGUGGCGACGGCCCGCCUGGCGUCCCGGGACGGGGGCGGGCGACGGGCCCGCCAGGGCCGUGCGGGAACGGGGCGGCGACGGCCCGCCAGGCGUGCCCGGGACGGGCGGGCGACGGCCCGCCAGCCGUCCGGACGGGCGGGGCCGACGGCCCCGCCAGGCGUCCCGGGACGGGCGGGCGACGGGCCCGCCCUGGUCCGUCCCCCCGGGACGGGGCGCGGGGGGGGGACGGGGCCCGGCCCGGAGGCGUCCCGGGACGGGCGGUGCGACGGCCCGCCUGGCGUCCCGGGGACGGCCCUGGGGCCGACCCGGCUGGCGGUCCAACCCGGGCGGGCGGAGACGGCCCCGCCGGCUUCCCGGGACGGGCGGUCGGGCGCCCCGCCUGGCGUCCCCGGGGACGGGCGGGCGACGCCCGCCUGGCGUCCCGGGACGGCGGGCACUGCCUGGCGUUCCCGGGACGGGGCCCGCGACGGCCCGCCUGGCGGGUCCCCGGACGGGCGACGCCGGGCCCGCCUGCUUCCCGGGACGGGCGGCGACGGCCCCGCCUGGCUCCCGGAACGGGCGGGCGACGGCCCGGCCUGGGUCCCGGGACGGGCGGGCGACGGCCGCCUGGCGUCCCGGGACAGGGGGGCGAACGGCCCCGCCGGCCGUCCCGGGACGGGCGGGCGACGGGCCCCCAGGGGGGGCGCGGUCCGCGGGGGACCGGGCGUGGGGGCGACGGCCCCGCCAGGCGUCCCGGGACGGGCGGGCGACGGCCCGCCAGGCGUCCCGGGACGGGCGGGGCGCGACGGCCCGCCAGGCCUCCCGUGGACGGGCGGGCCGACGGGCCCGCCAGGCCUUCCCGGGGGGGGCCGGGCGGGGCCGGGACGGCCCGCCAGGCGUCCCGGGACGGGCUGGCGACGGGGCCCCCAGGCGUCCCGGGACGGGCGGUCGACGGCCCGCCUGGCCGUCCCGGGACGGGCGGGGCGACGGCCCGCCAGGUCCCGACGGGGCGGGCGACGGCCCGCCGGCGUCCCGGGACGGGUGGGCGCGGCCCGACCGGGCGCCUGGCGGGUCCCGGGACGGCCCGCGGGCCCGGGAAAAAAACGGGCCGCCACCCCCCAGGGUCCCGGGACGGGCGGGGCGACGGCCCGUCCCGGGUCCCGGGUCCCGGACGGGCGGGCCGGAACGGGCCACCCGCCAUGGCGUCCCCGGGAGGGGCGGGCGACGGCCCUAAGGCGUCCAGGGACGGGCGGGGCGACGGCCCCGCCUGGCGUCCCUUACGGGCCGGGGCGACGGGACCCGCCUGGGUCCCGGGACGGGGCGGGCCGGACCCGGCCUCCGGGCGGGCGGUCCCCGGGACCCGGGCCGGUGGCGGGACGGGCCCCCGCCGGCGUUCCCAGGGAACGGUUGGGCGGGCGGACGCCCGGCCCUGGAGUCCCGGGACGGGCGGGCGCGGCCCCGACCUGGGCGGGUCCGGGGACCCGGUGGCGGGCCCCGGGGACGGGCACGGGCGUGGCGUCCCGGGACGGCGGGCGACGGGGCCCGCCUGGCGUCCUGGGAGGGCGGGGGGGGCGACGGCCCGCCUUUUUUUUUUUGGCCCCCGGGUCCCGGGACGGCCCGGGCCGGACGGGGCCCGGGCAAGCCGGCGUCCCGGGGACGGGCGGGCGACGGCCCGCCAGGCGUCCCGGGAACGGGCAGGGCCGACGGGCCCGGGCCAGGCCCGUCGGGACGGGCGGGGCGAAAAGGUGGCCCGCCCCAGGGCGGGUCCCGGGACGGGUCGGGCGACGGCCCGCCCAGGCGUUUACGGGGCGGGCGGGCGGACGGCCCGGGCCACGGCCCCCCGGUCCCGGGACGGGCUCGAGGCCCGCCAGGUGCGGGGCGGGACGGAGGCGCCCGGGACGGCCCCGGGCCUCGGCGUCCCGGGCACGGUUUCCAGCGGGCGAAGGCCCGCCAGGCGUCCCGGAAGGGGGCGGGCGACGGCCCGGCCUGGCGUCCCGGGAGGGGCGGGUGGGCCGACGGCCCGCCAAGGCGUCCCGGACGGGGCGGGCGAGGCCCAGGCCUGGCGUCACGGGAGGACGGGUGGGGCGGGACGGGCCCGCCUUGGCGUCCCGGGAAGGCGCGGGCGACGGGCCCGCCUGGCGUCCACGGGACGGCCCGCCCGGGCGACGGGCCCGGGCCUGGCGUCCCGGGAGGGCGGGCGCGGCCCGCCUGCCGUCCUGGGACGGCGGGCGAUGGCCCAACAGAAUGAACGCACAAAGUUGCUGAAACGAACGCGCCAAGUACAGAACGUUUCUCACACGGAACGAGCUUGGGUAUUAAAGGGCUCUGACCGUCUGAUCGGCAUUCAUUCAGCCCUGAGCGGCCACAAGUGUCGCAGUGUCACACCCGACAUCAAAGCUCUUCGAGAGGUCCAGACUUACAAGAAUCUACUAAGGAACAGUGGCCCAGUUUAG
Messenger RNA from Macrobrachium nipponense, 4068 nucleotides. Its product is annotated as collagen alpha-1(I) chain-like. Bases 1 to 4068 code for a protein of 1355 amino acids. The transcript is spliced from 7 exons. The record is from RefSeq and is a predicted model, not a curated record. Lineage: Eukaryota; Metazoa; Arthropoda; Malacostraca; Decapoda; Palaemonidae.